CAUCCAGAAAAGGUCACAGUUUGGUGCGGUUUAUGGGCUAGCGACAUCAUUGGACCGUACUUCUUCAAAGAUGAUGCGAAUCGUAACGUAACUGUGAAUGAUUUAGAAUCUUAGGCUAUGAGUUUGGUAUAUCUGUGAUGGGUGAUGUUGAAUACGUCCGUCAUUGGUACCAUAUUCCUCAAAUUGUGCAUUAUGUGAAGUUCAUCAACAUCAUGGCCUAUAAUUAUAGCGCUGAAAUUGAAUUUGUGGACAGCUAUGAAAGGAAAUUCCAUGCUCCCAUAAAUAAAGUGAAAUCAACUAUUGAAUAUUGGCUUUAUAGUGGUGCUCCAGCUGAAAAACUGAACUUAGGCAUAGCCUUAAUUGGACGCAUUUUUACCAAAAUAGGACCUCCACGCCAUGAAACAUUUGUGUACUUACGGGUGGUGGAAAAUCUUGGAAAACAUGAUGGCAAAUAUACAUUCAACACUGACUUGGGGGCAAGCCAAGUGUUUUUUCCAGAUGAGUAUAAGGCCUUUUAUGAAUCUGAACAAGGAGUUCAAAUGAAAGUGGAUUUUGCCAAGCAGAAAGAGUUGGGGGGUGUCAUGAUUUGGACGCUAGAUAACGAUAUUAGUUUUAAACCCUUUUAUCCUUUGUUUUCACUUAUAUUUCGAAUGUUUGACAAGGGAUUUUAAUGUGAUCAGAGCAAAUGUUGCUUAGCUAUUCAACCUAAAAAUUGUUGGCCAUUUUACAUGAAGAACAGAUAUUGAAGAACAUUUAAAAUGGCAUAUUGUGUACGAAUU
Molecule: messenger RNA, 779 nt
Organism: Stomoxys calcitrans (stable fly)
Lineage: Eukaryota; Metazoa; Arthropoda; Insecta; Diptera; Muscidae
Product: chitotriosidase-1-like
Exons: 3
Coding region: 138-671 (177 amino acids)
Biological process (GO): chitin catabolic process; carbohydrate metabolic process
Cellular component (GO): extracellular region
Molecular function (GO): chitinase activity; chitin binding
Source: RefSeq, a predicted model, not a curated record